This is a messenger RNA of Caenorhabditis auriculariae, 7638 nucleotides long. NCBI's taxonomy places the organism in Eukaryota, Metazoa, Nematoda, Chromadorea, Rhabditida, Rhabditidae. The record is from the annotation of a GenBank genome assembly.
AUGUUGUGAGUUUUUGGGCUAAAGAUUGAAAAAAAAAAUUGAAUUUCGGCGCUUUUUGAAGACCGCUUCAGGCCGCGAAAGUUUUUGCAGGAAGUUAAAAAAAGUUUGGAUUCUUCAUUUUCUAACUUUAUUAGGAGUUAUUGAUUCACUAAAUUGCGGAAAAAAUUAUAGGCAAUACAAAAAAAUCAUCCAUUUUUGAGAAACUUGUAGUGCCACUUAGACUUCUAAAGAAGUCACUAAUUCGAUUGCUAUAGUGGCCACUAAAACGUCAAACCCCUAAGGUGGCCCCUAAAAAUUCUCUCUAUCGUAAAAAAAAAGGAACUCGAAGCCUCGCUUGUUGAGGAAGAGACAGGUCAUAGAUUUUCCAAGUCGGUCAUGAAAAAGCUCCUCGUUUUCAGAUCUCACAUACCUCUGGUGAAAGAUUUCGAUAAACUACGAACUUUUUACCUCCGAGCCUACGUCAGAUACAUCCGCUGGCUGAUUUCCGUCGGUUCUUCUCCAAGAGCAAUCGCCAAUAUUCAGGUCUUGAAAGGAGUUACCGUAUGAUUGCAUGGCUUAAGAAAGCAUAUGGUCGCAUGUAGAAUGGCUCAAGGCAAUGCCGUCAAGAACAGAACUUCAUAUAUCUUGCAAUAGUCAUCAGAGCAAAUAUUUUUGCGAUCCAUAGCAACCAUAUAGAAUCCGUCCUUAGGAACUCCAGAGUGUUCCCUAUAGCCCCUUUUUGCCUCUAUGAGUUGUUCUGUCCCCUAAACCCUACAGGAACCACUCUAGCGUUCCUAAGUUACGUCUUGAGCCAUUUCUCCCGUAAUCCAAUUUCGGAGAAAAUCGAUUAUAUCUUGCCUUUCAGGCGACGUUUGAAGUGAACUUUGGCGCUGGGGCGAAGUGUCGGCAGACGAACUUGAAGGAGCGGGAAGCCGACCUGCGUUUCUAUUGGAAUACGUCAAUGCCGAGAAUUGGCGAUUCACCAGAAAUUUUGGGUGAAUUUUGAUUGAAUUAACUUAUUUUUCUUGUAUGACGUCAAAAUUCAGGAAUGGCGGAAGAACUCAAAAACUACGGCCAGAUGAGCAGCGCCGAGAUUCUGGAGCUGGAAAAGACGGACUCGGAGCUGCAGAAGCACCAGAUGAUGGUCGCAGUCACAGAGUUCGACACAUUUUCUGAUUAUAGGGAAUGAAGGGAAUUUUUUCAGUGACUUGUGUGAUUUGAAUGAACCCAUCGGAAGGUGUUGGGUUCGCUUCGAGCGGCGGAUGGAAACGGCCGACGCCCGCGUCAAAAGGCAUCCCCUUGAAGUUUCCGACGCCCAGGAGCUCGAAUUGAUGGUAGAGUGUUGGAGAGUAUCAAUGAAUUAAUUUCACAAAAUGAAUAAAUUUGGGUAAAAAACGAGAAAAGAUGUGUAAUAGACUUCCAACUUGGGAGAAAAAAAUGAGCACUUUAGGCUCUUUGCUGCAAAUAUAGAGUUCAGAAACUGUUAACAGGGGGAAUGUCCAAAAAGACCUAAAAAGGACCUUUGGAAAAAAAGGCACAGGCUACUUUUGGUUUGGCCUCUUUCUUAGAAAAGACUUCUUUGGGAGAAAAAAAGAAAGUGGAAAAAAAGAUGAAUAGAAACUUUUGGCACCUUUUCAGUAACUAAAAAAGGAGCUCUACAUUUUUCUUUUUGAAAAUUUGCCAGUCAAUGAAAAUUUUAUGCGUGUUUCUUUGCUUGAAGUUUUUAUUUCGCAGCCUAAAACUUUAAAAAAUCAUCGAGGAGCAUCUCCAAGAAAAAAACAACAUUUUUAAUCUCAAUUUCCAAUUUUUUCUGCACAUAUAGAAAGAUUUCGGUUUUUUUUCUAUGUCUGAGCGCUUGAGUUGGGGUUCGAGAUGUAGAGAGUAUUAAGAAGAAAAAAUUUAAUUCAUUUAUCGCGAUACCGUAUUUUUUUUAAGCUAGAUAUUUUGCAUCUGCAUUGACCAUCUAGCACCGGUUGGCUCGCGGUGACCUAAAAAAAAUUCAAUAGAUUUCUUAAUUUUUAUGUAGACCUUCAUUUUGCCGGCCUAAUUUUUAUUUCUUUCACUUUCUGCAGGAACUCGAAGAUACGGUGAAAGAAGACGAAAUCACGCCGUAUUAUUCGUUCCGAGACCAGGAUGUCGACUUCAUCAUGCCCUUGCUUCAAGCGCUCGGCGUGAAAUUCGUCGGAGGGGUUAGGAUUACGUUAUAGCCCAUUCCGCGCCAGCGUGUCACGUUUUUUUUCCUGCCAAAAAAAAUUAUACCAAAUUUGUCCCCACUUCUCUUUGAGAGAAUUGUUUCUUGCUGUCUUUUUGCUGUUUUUUAGAGCAAAAUUUACUCUUUUUUCUAAAAGUGGCGCUGUAUUCCUCAUUUUCUCACUGUAAAUUGAGUUCUCAUCAUUUUGAUCUAGAACGAAGUGUACAGCUCGUCGGAUGACAUCCUGCAAGCCUGGUUCGACGGUUGCAACCAGAACUGCAGCGAGUUCAGGACGUUGCCCAGUGCGAAACCACUGCUGCCUUGUCGGAAGGUACAGAAAGGCUCGAGUGGAAUGACAUUCGAAUAUUUUAAUUCUAGAUUGGCGUCAACAUCCUGCGUUAUCUCUAUGACAAGAUAUUCACGUUCGAAAGCGGUCAUCCGCUGCAUCGCGUCUUCUACUCUUCCGAAGCUCUAACGUACUGUCAUAGUUAUUGUGUUACGGACAGAAGAACAUUUUUAAGUAAAAAUGAGAAGUCACAGUAUCUACUUUUCUUAAAAAUCUAAUGCUUAUCAGGAUUUCACUUUUCAUCAGCUGCCCGAAAAUAGCAAAAUAAAGCCUGUUCGGAUUAGGAAUGUCAAGUGAAAUGACAUUCGAAAAAGCUCUGUGGCUCGGUCUCUGAUUAUUUUAUCGUACCGUUAGGGGCGGAACUUGACAUUCAAAAUCUGAAAAAAAUAGCAAUACGAAAAUCAUUGCUGUUUUUGCGGGUUUUGAGCAAUUAAGCCUGAAGAAACGUUAUUUGAAAAAAAAACAAUUGUCAACUAAACGGUGCGUAACAUUCUCUCUUCUUAGGUACUGAAGUUUUUUUCUCUACGGCGUUUUUCCUUUUAAACUCGAUUUCGUAAACGAAUUUUGAGUUUUCAAGAUUUUUAAGCCGUUCAUCUCAAAUAUCCACCUAGAGGAUAAUUUUCCCAGUUACAAAAAGUAACCGAGAAAUUUUUAACGACUAUCGCAACCUUAGUACUAUACACUAUCAUAGGUGUUAAUUUUUACGAGUAUGGAAGAGAAGAAAAAGAAAAAAAAUUUUUGUUAUGUUGAUUUAAUUCUCGGAGAUCACAGAUAAAGGGCUACUUGAGAGUUUAAAUAAUCAUUUUUUCAGGGAGUUCUCGAUUGUGGAAGCGGAUUCCACGUUGUCGACAAGUUUGGAGAAACUCAAGUAUUUCUUUUCGAAAGGAGGGCCGCUGAUUAAGCCGAACAUGAGCAUGGAGGCGUCCCAUAUCAUUUUGUUGGUCCUCGCUGAUAAGGUGAGAAAGAGACUUGACUUUUUUGACAGUUUCCAAGCUCUGGAAUUAAUGUAAAAAUUCUUCUUUUUUUUGUUCCAAAACCGCUGACAGGCUGUCCAGCUGUUCCAAGUAGUGGCCUGUGUUUUUUUGAGUUCAAAAUUUUAUUUUUUUAAAAAAAGCUCAUUGAGUUUAUUAAGGUUCCAACUCAGACGUUCUUUCAGGUUUCUAAAUUGGCAUUUCAAGCGAAGCGGGAAGCCCAAAACCAAGGCCCAAAAGCCAAGGCCAUCACUGAUAAGGCUGUCGAAAAAUUGAUUAUGGUAUUUGAAAAAAAAAACAGAAGUAUGAAUUGAUAACCUUUUUUCAGCUUCUCCGCAAUGUGAUAAGGUCGAAGUCAACGGAGCAGGAACGAUUGUUGGGCGUUUCGCCGUACACGAAAUCACAAGAGUUGAACUCGAUUCAAAGGGAUUUCCUAGCUUUGAUCACCGUUUUGAAGGUCAUUUUUUGUUGUUGAGCUUAACAAUGUGUGUCGAGUUUAUUCAAAAUGUUAGGGAGAUUUGUUCAAUAGUAAAUUAUCUUAUUUUAAUGUUUUAUAUCCAAAAAGUUAGAAUUUCAUUCAAUUCGAACCAAAUUGGACUAGCUUAUCGGACCUUGGCGAAUCGUAGGUGUCGGGCGUUUCUAGUGGCCACUUUAGUAGCGUCAAAUCUCUUGAGUAACGAAAAUUAUAUUGGGCUUUUCAGUUUUUCGAUGACCCUCAAGUAAAGAGUCGGAAUAUCGCGGCGCUUCUCCUCGGAAUGGAUACGGAAAAAGCGGAUAAGGUAUAACUUUCCCCAGAAAGAUAUUUCAGUGAAGCGCAACUGUCUACUUUUUCAGCUGUCGAACGUUGAUUUGAGACGCGCGGUCACCACUAUCGAGGGCAUUCAGGAAAAUAUCUACAAAAUUGAGCAGAAGGAAAAUGAACCAAAUAGUCAUAAGGUGGAGUUUUGGAAUUAAUUUUUAGUUUUUGUUCAAUGAUAUUGGUUUCAGAGCUCUCUCCAUGUUUUGCCGACGGCUUCUGUGCUCUUGGAUGUGUUGAUUAUGCACCUGAGAGUUAAUAUCGGUGAGUUUUAAAUGGAAAGAUUUUUCGGCUGCUCCGUUUGAGCUAGAUAUCUUCAAGGAUUGUUGAACCAAAGUUCUGAUUUUUUUAAGAUUAUAAUAAUUUCCUUUCAGUCACCUAUUUUCACCUUCUGAAUCUGAAUUUACAUGUUUUAUAAGUCCCAGUAUCUGUACCCGUUAGGGUGCUCAAAAAGCGGGUUUUAUCUUGUUUCAUGCCCCUAACUUUGUUAAUAAAAUGAUUAAUUCUAUAAAAGAGAUUUCUUUCCAGCGGUUCAAGACGCGAAGGACUCGACCGAGGCGAAUUAUGCGAUUGACAGGCUGAUGGACGUGUCGAAAGUUGUCCGUGGGUCCGACAACGAAACCUACCGUAACAUCAACCUCCGAUUCAUUCACACUGAGCUUAUCCUGGCCAUUGGAUCGAAAUUCGUGAGGAUUCGACCUUUUUUUCGGAACUAAAUUAACUCAUGAAAGUGACGCUCGAGGUGUAAACUAUACUCAGAACUUAUUUCAAUUUUUAAAGAAAUUGAAACUUCUCAUUUUUUGUGUGGAACAAUGCUUUAAGAGUGUGUUCUUCCAUUCUUUUUCCCCAUAAAUCCACUGAAAAGGCAUAAUUUUUCCAGAUUUUCCGUGACCGUUUCUGUAGUGUGUUGCACCUGGCCAUCGAGCACUUGCGUUUCGAACCGUUCAUUUGGAUAACGUGGGUUUUUCGGUGUCUUACUAGGAAAGUAAUGCUUUUCAGCUAUAUUGAGACGUUCAAUCGGGGCUCUAAAAGACUGACGACCUCCAUUUUCAUGAGCCAUCGACAAAUUUUCGUCCAGGAGGUGGCUGAGAAAGAUCCGAGUACGUUUUUUUUAUUGUUUUUAUGAGAAAACCUCGUUUUGUGCAACAAUUGAGAGUUUAGGUUGUUUUCAAAUUAAACAGAUUUUUUUCCAAAAAUAAAUGAAUUUUUUUAAAAAUUUUUUUCGUUCUCUCAGAAAUUUUGUAUUUUUGAAAUUUUUCAAAGUGACAUUUUUCAGACAUUUACUCGGACGUCGAACGACUUUUCAUGUCCCUUGGACUUCUCUACAUGCAGUGUCGGCAUUAUAGAUCGGUUUGAUAUUUUACACGAAUGCAUUUUUUUUUGAAAAUUCGCCGCUCUUAGAUAUCUAGAAGUUGACCUUGACAUGCACAAAUUACUGAUUUGGUGUGAAAAAAUGAUUCUCGGUUGAAUGGGCUGCUAGGAUAUUUUGAACACUUCUUUUUGAAAUUUUGAAAAUUUGGAAGGAUCUGGCCAGAGAUGGGCGGAGUUCCGCGCUUUUUGGUUCCGCUUCCGGCAAAAAUAUUUCUCCGCGUCAUACGAUAUGAUUUCUUGAAAAUUAACUUCUUUUUUUUCGAAAUCGUUAACAGUCCCACCCGCUGACCGUCCAAAAAUGCGAAAGAGAAAAAAAAAAUGGAAAUUUCAUCUUUACAAUCUGAAAAAUUGUGCAUACUUCAGUACCUUCACUGCUUCCGAAUACCGCGUUCAGGAAAAGAAUUUUAUCCCGCAUUCCGGAAGUUUUGAAUAUUCGCCUCCCAUCUUUGAUCCUAGUCUAUUUCAACAAGCCAAACUCAUAGUCUACUGUUUUUUUUGAGCCAUUCCCAGCCGCUUUUAAGCACAAACAUAUUCACAAUCAUUUACUGACUAGUGUUUGAAAUCAAAAAAAAUAAGUUUUAACCUUAAAUGGUGUUAUUGAUUCUAGAAAACUGGGAAGGAGUUGCUGGUAGAUUUCAAGAAUAGUCUGUUCAUGUAUAGUCUCUCUCAACUUUCAGCUAGAUGAGCACCUCGGCUCGGAUUCCAUCCUGAAACGCCUCCUGACCAGCUUCACUGAACAGGCGACAUUGACGCGCGAUCCUUCCAUUUGGCGACUGGCUCUGCGAGUCGCCGUUGAACUCGGCAAUCAGCGACUGAUUCAAGAGGUUACCGAAUAGUGAAUUUGGAAAAUAGAUUAUUAAAAUAACUAUUUAUUCAGGUGUGGAAGCAUUUUAAAAAAAAAAGAAUUACGAAGGUUAGGUGACGAGUUGAAAAAAGGAUAAUGAGAGUUGAAUAACUUAGCGAGCUUCAAGACGAUUAUUACAAUGUCAUAAAAUAAUGAAAAGGGAAUUUACAGUAAGCAGGAAGGUAUGGAAUGAAGAAAAUGGACCACAGCUAUCUUAAAAAGAGAGUGUGUUUAGACCCUUACUAGAGAUCUUAAUGAAACUUGGCUGAAAUGCACUUUAGGACCUUUUAAUUUAAAAGAAAGUUUAUUGUAACAGAUUUUUUUUUUCAAAUUAUGAGUCCUUGAAAUUCAAAACCUACAAAGAACGUGAGCUUUAGGGCUUUAGAGAUAAUUUUAAUCUCAUUUUUUUUAAGACUCACGUCUUGGCGAACGGACAAUGCAGUUGGGCCCGUGACAUUCAUCUCGACUACGCGAUGGCUCAGACCAAUGAGAAUGGCUUCCAGCAAGCCAUGUAAGCUGACUUUUUCUACAUAAUCAAAAAAAAAAUUGAAAGAAUGGACGGAAACUACCAGGAUCGGAUAUUUUUUUUCUGAAUUAUGAGAGAAAAAAACUCAAAUUUUCGAAAUCGUCUAGUUCAGUUCCAUCAACGCUGACUAAAGAAAACUGUUUGUGAUAUUUUCCAACGCGAACCUCAGAUUUUUUUUUGUGAUGAGAGUUUGGGAGCCAUUUAUAGUCAUAAUUAUCAUUGUGAUUGAAUUUUUUUGUGAAACUUUUUCACAAGCCGGGAUCAGCAUCUCUUAAAAAAAUUUUCAAAAUUUCUUGAUGUUAAUCAAUUUUUUUAUAUUUAUGAGAGUAAAAGCCUGUUCCAGGACCAUAUACAGUCAUUCCAGAUUUGUGUACCUUUGGAAAUUCCAACUAGGAGUAUGAAAUUUGUAAAGCCAUGAAAAAUAAGAAGAUUUUUUUUGAAGAAUUAUCAAGAAAAACAAUGAUUUUAUUCUUUUUAGAACUUUUUUUCAAUUCAAAUCCUUUCCCAUUUUCAGGCUGGCGAUACUGGAGUCGAACUCGCAUCUAUUCAUCGACGACGUCAAGAAUAUUGAAGCGAUUCGCGAAAUUCACCAAGCGAAACAGAUGCUAGAAUAA